This is a messenger RNA of Anisakis simplex (herring worm), 591 nucleotides long. The record is from the annotation of a GenBank genome assembly. Lineage: Eukaryota; Metazoa; Nematoda; Chromadorea; Rhabditida; Anisakidae.
AUGUACACGUUGGGACAUGGGCUUUGGCAUCACCUCACUCGUAAAUUCGACUUUUUUAUUGUGAUAGUUGGUUUGGAUAAUGCUGGCAAAACGACUUUCCUUGAACAAACAAAAAUGAAAUUCACGAGAGGAUAUCAGAUGUUAAACCCUUUAAAAAUCACAAGCACUGUUGGAUUAAACAUUGGUAAAAUCGAAAUCGGUGCCGUACGUUUGAAUUUUUGGGAUCUUGGUGGCCAGGAGGAAUUACAUUCACUUUGGCAUAAAUAUUUCGAGGAUUCUCAUGCACUCGUUUUUGUGAUUGAUGCAUGCGACACGAGUGAAGGUAUUUAUCGAUGUAGCAUACGAAUAAUAUUGCAAACUUCAGAACGUGUAAUGGAUAGCGAAAAGGUACAGCAAAUGCCGAUAUUAGUCGUAUGUAACAAAAGUGAUGUGGAUGAAUGUGCGAACACAGAAAGCAUUCGUAAAUUAAUUGUUGAUGAACGUCAUUUGGGUGAUUUAGCAAUAGUGCCUGUUUCUGCGCUUCAAGGUCUUAAUGUUGAACGUUGUAUUCGGUGGCUUUUCACUGCACUUACUCGAAACUCAAAUUUAUAA